GCCGGUGUCCGGUGUCCGGUUACCGGCUGCCGCUGCCGGGGCCGCAGGAGCCGCCGUCCCCCGGAGCCGCCGCCCCCGCAGGUGCCACCAGCGUGUCCCCAGCAUGGCGGAGGCUCACCAGGCCGUGGCUUUCCAGUUCACCGUCACCCCCGAGGGCUUGGACUUCCAGCUGAGCCGCGAGGCCGUGCGCCAGCUCUACCUGGCCGCCGUCCACUCGUGGAAAAAGCGCUUGGUCCGCGCCAAGAACAGCUUUCUGAGCGGGGUGUACCCCGCGUCACCCUCCAGCUGGAUGGUGGUGGUGCUGGCCACCGCCGGCUCCUGCUACUGCCACGUGGAUCCGUCCCUGGGGCUCAUCGGGCGCAUCCAGAGCUGGCUGCCCCACGGCGAGGCGCUGAGCCCCGAGGCUCGCACGGCGGUCAGCACCGUGCUGUUCUCCACCGGGGCCUGGCUCGGGGCCGUGCUGCUGUUCCGGAGCCUGCUCCGCCUGCUGCUCUCCUACCACGGCUGGAUGUUCGAGCCGCACGGCCGCAUGAGCCGCCGCACCCGCCUCUGGAUCGGUGCCACCACGGUGCCAGCAGCAGCAGCCCGGCGGUCACCGCGUGUCCCCUCCCCGCAGUACCUGGAGUCGGUGCGGCCGCUCCUGGACGAGGAGCGCUACCAGGAGAUGGUGGCGCUGGCCAAGGAGUUCCAGGAGAAGACGGCGCCGCGGCUGCAGCGCUACCUGCGCCUCAAGUCCUGGUGGACAACCAACUACGUCAGUGACUGGUGGGAGGAGUACGUUUACCUGCGCGGCCGCAGCCCCCUCAUGGUCAACAGCAACUACUACGCCAUGGAUUUCCUGUACGUGACCCCCAGCCCCAUCCAGGCUGCGCGGGCGGCCAACGUGGUGCACUCCAUCCUGCUGUACCGGCGGCGGCUGGACCGGGGCGAGAUCCCCCCGAUGAUGGCCCUGGGGGUGGUGCCCAUGUGCUCGUACCAGUCGGAGCGGAUGUUCAACACCACCCGAAUCCCGGGCAAGGAGACGGACUCGCUGCUGCACCUGGCGGACAGCAAACACCUGGCCGUGUACCACAAGGGCCGCUACUACAAGGUGUGGCUUUACUACGGGGGGCAGCUGCUGGCCCCCGCCGAGCUGGAGAUGCAAUUCCAGAGGAUCCUGGAUGAUCCCUCGCCCCCGCAGCCCGGGGAGGAGCGGCUGGCGGCGCUGACGGCCGGGGAGAGGGCUCCGUGGGCCGAGGCGCGGGCGCGUUUCUUCAGCCGCGGCCCCAACAAGGCUGCCCUGGACGCCAUCGAGCGCGCGGCGUUCUUCCUCACGCUGGACGAGGAAGAGCACGGCCACGACCCCCGAAAGCCCGGCUGCAUGGACGCCUACGCCAAAUCCCUGCUGCACGGCCGCUGCUACGACCGGUGCUUCAUGCUGGCCACCGACACGUUCCAUCUGGGCUACACCGAGGGGGGGCACUGCAAGGGAGACCCCCGGAGGCAGCUGGGCCCCCCCCAGCGCCUGCAGUGGGACAUCCCGGCUGAGGCGGUGGCAGCCAUCGAGGCGUCGCUGGGCGUGGCUCAGGUUCAGGGGGUGGCGGCCAUCGACGCGUCGCUGGGCGUGGCUCAGGUUCAGGGGGUGGCGGCCAUCGACGCGUCGCUGGGCGUGGCUCAGGUUCAGUUCAUGCUGGCCACCGACACGUUCCAUCUGGGCUACACCGAGGGGGGGCACUGCAAGGGAGACCCCCGGAGGCAGCUGGGCCCCCCCCAGCGCCUGCAGUGGGACAUCCCGGCUGAGGCGGUGGCGGCCAUCGAGGCGUCGCUGGGCGUGGCGCGGGCUCUGGCCGAGGACGUGGAUUUCUGCUGCUUCCUCUUCACCACCUUCGGCAAAGGCCUCAUCAAACGGUGCCGCACCAGCCCCGACGCCUUCAUCCAGAUCGCGCUGCAGCUGGCUCACUUCCGAGACAAGGGCUCCUUCUGCCUGACGUACGAGGCCUCCAUGACGCGGCUGUUCCGCGAGGGCCGCACCGAGACCGUGCGCUCCUGCACCUGCGAGUCCACGGCCUUCGUGCGCAGCAUGGCCGACCCCCGGCGCAGC
Molecule: messenger RNA, 2080 nt
Organism: Pseudopodoces humilis (Tibetan ground-tit)
Lineage: Eukaryota; Metazoa; Chordata; Aves; Passeriformes; Paridae
Source: RefSeq, a predicted model, not a curated record